This is a messenger RNA of Fusarium subglutinans, 1242 nucleotides long. RefSeq names its product carboxylesterase-lipase family. The record is from RefSeq and is a predicted model, not a curated record. NCBI's taxonomy places the organism in Eukaryota, Fungi, Ascomycota, Sordariomycetes, Hypocreales, Nectriaceae. The transcript has a single exon. Bases 1 to 1242 code for a protein of 413 amino acids.
AUGGGAAGCACCAUUUCGUAUGGCGAAAAGGCGUACGACCUGAACCUUGGUGACAAAGGCAAAAUACGUGGCAUCCAAUUUGAUCAGAAAUCUCGAAGAUAUGCUGGCAUCUCAUAUGCGCUUCCGCCAACCGGCAACUACCGUUGGCGCAAGCCGAGGCCUCUACCGCCUUCGUACACCUAUGCAAACGGUGAAGAUGGUCCCUUCGAUGCGACUCAAUUUAAGGCCAUAUGUCCACAAAAGGCUUUCCACGUUGGAAAAGCCGAAGGAGGUGAUGGUACCUAUAGCGAAGACUGCUUAUUCAUGAACAUCUGGACACCCGUCGGUGAUGAGAAGAACUCAAAAUGGCCUGUUAUGCUAUGGUUACACGGCGGCUGGUUCCACAUGGGCGACCCCUCGCAAGACCCGGGCAUGGACCCAACGGAACUCAUUUCUACCGGCGGCCUUAAUGCUAUCAUAGUAGCCAUAGGCUAUCGACUGAACAUCUUUGGUUUCCUCGCUGGAGAGGCCCUUCUCGAAGAAAGCAAAGGCGAUUCAGCUGGUAACUUUGGCCUGUGGGACCAGCGAAUGGCAGCUGAAUGGGUGAAGCAGAAUGUUUCUCUAUUCGGAGGAGACCCUAACAAUAUCACUCUGGCUGGUAGAAGCGCUGGUGCAUACAGCGUUGAAUCUCAGAUGCUGUACGAGUUCCGGAAGCCAGGGCCUAAGACAUCUUUGUAUCGCCGUAUUUUCAUGAAUUCGAACGCCAUUCCUGCACAGCCAAAGUCACUUAUAGAAAUCAAGCCCCAGUUUGAUGAAAUCUGUCAACUAUUCAACAUUAACGAGGAGUAUUCUACAAGGGAGAAACUUGCUCGUCUUCGGCAGGUGACAACGCAAGAUCUUGUUGAAGUUAUCCCCAAGCUGAAGCAUCACACAUUCAGGCCUGUGACCGACAAUCUGUUUAUUCAUCCAAACAUGAUGGAGUAUCUUAGUAGCCCCGACUGUGCCGACGAGUUUAAGUCCAGAGGCUAUAAGAUCUUGAUCGGUGAAGUCGCCAACGAAGAGACGCUUUACUCGGUCUACAACAGUCCCACUGAACCAAGUCUUGAUGCAUUAAGGAUUCGGGUUAUGAACUACUACUCACCUCAAGUCUCCGAGCGAGUGAUAAAGCGUUAUGGCCUCCCCGCAUCUAAAAGCCUGGAUGACUGGAAAACAUUGUUUGGUAGGCAGCCCAUCAAGUUAAACUUCGGGAAGCCGCUAAAUUAG